Molecule: messenger RNA, 495 nt
Organism: Penicillium diatomitis
Lineage: Eukaryota; Fungi; Ascomycota; Eurotiomycetes; Eurotiales; Aspergillaceae
Product: CybS family protein
Exons: 4
Coding region: 1-495 (164 amino acids)
Biological process (GO): mitochondrial electron transport, succinate to ubiquinone; tricarboxylic acid cycle
Cellular component (GO): membrane; mitochondrial envelope
Molecular function (GO): ubiquinone binding; heme binding
Source: RefSeq, a predicted model, not a curated record
AUGGCCUCCUUUGCUCGCUCAUCGCUGGUUCGACAGUCUCUUGCGGCCAACCGGUCGCCUUUGCUGCGCCAGAAUGUUGGCGUGUCGCAAGUGGUCGCAUUCCACGCCUCCGCCCGAAAGCAAAUCCUGCCUCCGCUGCCUCUGAACGACCCUGUUCCUACCCCCGCUCCUCAUCCCGUGGAGGGUAGCUACCACUGGACGUUCGAAAGAGCUGUCAGCGUCGGCCUUAUUCCUCUUACUAUCGCUCCUUUCGCCGCGGGCUCCCUCAACCCCGUCAUGGACGCCGUUCUUUGCACUCUCCUUGUUGCUCACUCGCACGUCGGCUUCCAGGCUGCCAUCAUUGACUACUUCCGCCCCCAGCGUGUUCCCAAGUUCAGCUCUUUCUGCCACUGGCUUCUGCGCGCUUUCACUCUUACCACCGCUGUUGGUCUCUACGAGUUUGAGACGAACGAUGUGGGUGUGACCGAGGCCUUGCGCCGGAUCUGGAACGCAUAG